Messenger RNA from Effrenium voratum, 1030 nucleotides. Lineage: Eukaryota; Dinophyceae; Suessiales; Symbiodiniaceae. The record is from the annotation of a GenBank genome assembly.
GCUCAAGCCUUGCGACGGAGACCCUCGUUGCGACCAGAUCGGCUUCGACGCCUUCUUUAAGAAAGCCUGUGAUCAUCACAGACCAGCACCUUCCGCAGAUGACGUCUCACCGGCUUCGGGAUGUUUGGGCUGGGAACCUGCAGCGGGAGUUCCUGGCCUUUCAGAACACCCUGCGCCUGGCGGGCAAAGGCGCGUUUGUCGCCAUCGACACGGAGUUCUCGGGCGUUCUCCAGGAGGACGCCUGGAAGAAGUCCAGUGAUUUGCACUACCUGGCCAUGCGCGAGAGCGUGGACGUGUUCCGACCUCUACAGUUGGGCCUUGCCAUCGGCAGCCAACAGGGCCAGUCCUUAGUGGCCUGGAACUUCAACCUCCGCUUCGACCUCCAGGAGGACCUGUACACAGACAGCGCGGUGCAGUUCCUGUCCGGUGCAGGCCUCGACUUCCAGCGACACGCCACGGAGGGCAUCGACUGCGGCCUCUUGCGAGCCCUGCUCGGCGGAUCGGAGCUCUUUGCUCAGAGCUCCUGGCUGACCUUCGCAGGCUCCUACGACCUGGGCUACCUGCUGCGGCUCCUGUCGCCGUCGCCGCUGCCGGCGGCGCUCGAAAACUUCGAGGCGCUGCUGGACGCCCGGUGCGCGGCGCGCGUGGAGCUCCGCGACGCGCUGCCCUUCGGCUCCCUCGCCUCCCUGGCAGAGGACCACGGUGUGCUGCGCAGGGGCUGCGCCCACACCGCAGGAAGCGAUGCUUUGCUGACACUCGACCUCUUCUUCCGCAUGAAAGCGCCUGCGGGCGAGGUUGACGUCAACGACGCGUCAGAAUUCAAGCGGAAAGGUGAUUGCACGACAAAUUCGACACCCUCGGCCCCGACGGGGCCUGCAAGGAGCUCGUGGGGCAAGGCCGCGCGGCUCGAGAUGUACAGCUCAGCCUUCGUCCCCAGCAGCUUGUGGGGCGUGGCAGCGCGGUCCGUGGCAGACGCCAGGCUUUGAAGCCGCGGCUGAGCGAAGGCCUGAAAUGUAGGCUGACAGCUCAG